UUCGGCAAACUGAGACACCGGGCAAACCGACGCCUAUUCCCGGCAAACAUCUGUCAUAUUGCGCCGAGCAAACAGAAAAGUAAUUAUAUGCGGGCCCUCAUCCCAACGAAAAGUAAGUCUUUCAGAAGGGAGAAAGUGCUACAAGGGGAAGUAUUACAUUUUCCUCGAAAAAGCAGAGAAUUGGCGGAGAUCGAGAGGCCGGAUAAUAAUCUUCAAAGCAGACUGCAGGGCAUUUUCAUCAACAGAUUGGAUUCUCUCUGGUGGCGUCUUCCGUACAGCGCACAAGUGAUUAUUCUACAGGGGACAUACAGAACUCUUCAAUAUUCCAGGGGCGGUAGGAGUUUCCACCUUUUCACACCGCGGUGAACAGGCCUACCUGCGUGAAAGAUCAGGAGAAUGUUGACCUGGCUCAGUGACUGGGUCUGGCAGGACCGGCUGUGGUUCCCUGCAGGCCUGGGUUGGGCCGACCUCAAGGACCGGGAUGGCCUAGUCUUCGCUAAAGGAAGUGAUCUCUGGGUCAUCUUCCCCAUUGCAGUAUGCUUCCUGAUUAUCCGACAGAUAUUUGAGAGGACCGUGGCCGUUCAACUCGCCUCUUUACUUAGAGUGAGGGAGAAACCUCGUGUCAAAGCUGCUCCCAACACCACACUGGAAUGUUAUUUCUGCAAUGCAUCGAAGUUCCCCUCACAGAGUUCAGUGGAGGAGUUAACUAAACAGUCAGGUUGCUCGGUGCGGCAGGUCCAGAGGUGGUUCCGGCGGCGGAGGAACCAGGAACUGCCCAGCCAGAUCAAGAAGUUCCAGGAAGCCAGUUGGAGAUUUACCUUUUACCUUCUUGCUUUCAUUGCUGGCCUGGGUGCCCUAAUUGAUAAACCAUGGUUCUAUGACAUGGAGGAGAUGUGGAAUGGCUUCCCCACACUGCCACUGCUGCCUUCUCAGUACUGGUACUACAUGAUUGAGCUGGGAUUCUACAUAUCGCUGCUCUUCAGUGUGGCAACGGAUGUCAAGCGUAAAGAUUUUAAGGAGCAGAUUGUUCACCAUGUGGCCACUAUUCUGCUGAUCAGUUUUUCGUGGUUGGUCAACUACAUCCGUGCCGGGACUUUGAUCAUGCUGGUGCACGAUGCCUCAGACUAUCUACUGGAGUCAGCAAAGAUGUUCAACUAUGCAGAAUGGAGAAAGACCUGCAACUACAUCUUCAUCCUGUUUGCAGCUGUGUUCAUCAUUACCCGCCUCGUCAUACUCCCUUUCUGGAUCAUACAUACUACGUGGGUGUACCCAUUGACCAUCUAUCCCCCUUUCUUUGGGUUCUACUUCUUCAACGGGCUGUUGUUUGUGCUGCAGUGUCUGCACAUCUUCUGGGCUGCCCUCAUCCUGCGCAUGGCCAUCAAGUUCCUGCCUGGAAACGAUAUCGUUGAGGAUGAGAGGAGUGACAGGGAAGAGACUGAUUCAGAUGAGGAGGACGAAGACCAUGAGAAAAGGAAAAAUGGCGUUGUGCAGAAUGGCAAUGGCCACACAGUGUUUAACAACAACCACCACCACAGCAAAAUGGAGUGAUUUGUUACAGAGACACCGAGGAGGAUGUGUCUGGAAUGGGGAAGAGUAACUCUCCCCACGUGGCCUAGUCCAAGAGGCCACAGUAAGGCAGAAUUGCUGGUGGAAAGGCCACAAGCAAACACACGCACACCUCUGAAUAAUAUAUACACAAAUAAUGCUAAAGAUCACACACUCCUUACGAGGCCCGGAUGGGUUUCACUGCUCUGUAGAUCACACUAGUUGGAGGGAGAGGAUGGGGAGGACAGGAAAGACGGCAAUGGAGCCAAACACAUGGUAAAACUGUGCCUUAGCAACAAACCGUUCCCUCUAUUUCUAGUCCUUAUAUUGCAAAUCAUUCACUAAGAUGCCUAGCUCUACUUGCAGCUUCCCAUCCUGCAUUAUGAAUAGCGCUAUUACUAAUUGUUGUUCACAGGGGCAUUCCUUUCCUGCAUGCUUGGUUAACGCUCGGAGUAUUGCUAGACUUGUUCAAACGCUGCCUUCUCAGUACGCUGACUCCCAUCUCAAAAAUAUAAGUGCGCCAACACUUAACACUGCCAAGAGAGAUGAGGUUCUCUUAAUGGCCACAACUUGUUACAGGUCCGUGUAAGUGUUCAAAUCACCAUGUCAGACCACUAAAGCAUACAGUAGCGAUAAUGGAAAAUGAAUAGUUUUUUGCACCUGCCAUUUUGUUAUUGGAUUGUAGUAGAGCAGCCGCUACUAUUAUUGCCAUGGCAUUCUUAUUCAACCUGGAAUGUGCUAGUGUUGUUAAGGUUCUUGGUUUAAAUGUCGUAAAACAUUAUUACGUUUUAACUGUCUAAAGAAAAGCUGGAGAGUUUGGUUUGCGUUGUGUGGAUAUUUGUUUUUUCGUUUAUGUCGGUCUCCAAAUGCAAUGGCCCUUGGGGAGCAGAAAGCACAUGGCUUGAAAUAAUAAAUUUUAAAAUGUUUUGAAAAUAA
Molecule: messenger RNA, 2481 nt
Organism: Coregonus clupeaformis (lake whitefish)
Lineage: Eukaryota; Metazoa; Chordata; Actinopteri; Salmoniformes; Salmonidae
Gene: cers2a
Product: ceramide synthase 2a
Exons: 11
Coding region: 397-1548 (383 amino acids)
Biological process (GO): ceramide biosynthetic process
Cellular component (GO): membrane
Molecular function (GO): sphingosine N-acyltransferase activity; DNA binding
Source: RefSeq, a predicted model, not a curated record